Messenger RNA from Clarias gariepinus (North African catfish), 966 nucleotides. Its product is annotated as olfactory receptor 52B2-like. The coding region runs from base 1 to 966 and encodes 321 amino acids. Gene Ontology annotation, molecular function: G protein-coupled receptor activity; olfactory receptor activity. Gene Ontology annotation, cellular component: membrane. The transcript has a single exon. The record is from RefSeq and is a predicted model, not a curated record. Gene Ontology annotation, biological process: G protein-coupled receptor signaling pathway. Lineage: Eukaryota; Metazoa; Chordata; Actinopteri; Siluriformes; Clariidae.
AUGGCACUUCAGUUCACAAACAACACAUUUACCUUCAACCUCCAAAUUGCAAGAUUUGAUGUCUUGCCAGAAGCUGUUUAUCCUGUUUUUAUCGCUGGGACUUUGUGUUAUUUGUGUGCAGUUUUCUUUAACGUAACAAUUUUAGCAUUAAUUGUUACCCAGCAAAGUCUUCACAAACCAAUGUUUUACAUUUUGUUCAGCCUUCCUCUGGCAGAUUUAAUAGGAAUCACCUGUGCUCUUCCCAGAGUGCUUGUUGAUAUUCUAACUGAAAAAAAUAUGGUCUACUAUCCAACAUGUGUUCUGCAGGGCUUUUUGCUUCAUUUGUAUGGAGGUGGUGUACUUUUUAUUCUUGCUGCAAUGUCAUUUGAUCGUUAUAUAGCUAUAUGCCAGCCACUCAGAUAUAACUCUAUAAUGGGUCCAUACAUGGUUGGUGGUGUCAUAGCUCUGGCUUGGGGACUUGAUAUAGCUAUGGUUGUUGUAUUAUUUGCCCUUCAAGCAAGAUUUGUAAAAUGCAAGACUUUUAUUUCUAAUGUGUAUUGUGAUAAUAUUUCUUUGCUCCAACUGUCAUGUGGUGGUGAUUUUAUUGUGAACAACAUCUAUGGAUUAUCCAUAACUGGAGUCAUGCAGGGAAUAAGUGUGACUGUUCAAUUAUUCUCCUAUGUACAAAUUCUUAAAGUCUGCAUUUCCCACACACAAACUGAUGCUAGAAGUAAGGCUGUAAACACAUGUUUAGCACAGUUAAUUACAUUUGGCCUUUAUGAAAUAGUUUCUAAUGUUACAAUACUUUCAUAUCGUUUUCAAAAUGUACCAUCUAAUACACAAAAAAUAUGUGGUAUGUUGACUUUCACAGUUCUUCCAGUUGUUAAUCCAAUAAUCUAUGGAAUUAAAACAAGAGACAUAAGAAAAGCAUUUUUCUCACUGAUAAAUAAAAAACAUGAGGUUGUAACACAACUAUCACGCAUAUAA